Linum trigynum is the source of this 2084-nucleotide messenger RNA. The record is from the annotation of a GenBank genome assembly. NCBI's taxonomy places the organism in Eukaryota, Viridiplantae, Streptophyta, Magnoliopsida, Malpighiales, Linaceae.
CGUGAAACCCCAUAGCUCGCUUCCUAUUGGUUGAAAAUUUUGCAACAUUUUUUUCACUGUACCACAACGGGACGGCGGUUUUCUUUGCCGCUCCGUCGGUCACGUAGUGGCUUGGGCUUUCGUGUGGGUCAAGCAGUCAGUUUGUAAUGGGCCGGCCGGCUGGGCCCAAAUAGGAUUAUUAAUUUUCUUUUUCAAAGAUGGAUUUUGUUAUUUUUUUUGAAGAAAAUAAAUUCUCUGGAGCAAAUUUUUUUGGAAGUUCCAAUUUUAACUCCGGAGAAGAGAGGAGCAGGAGAGCAAGCGAGAUAGCGGCAAUGGGGUUGCAUAGUUAUUUUGGCGGGACGACCAUACAAACCCUGAAGAUGGCGGCAGUUCCGGCGUAUUCUCGCUUCAUCUUCAGGCCGAUUUCCAGAACCCUAGUAGCGCUGGAUUCACUUCCCCGCCAUUCUCCCAGACCUCCUUUUCCAAUACUGGUUCGAGCGCUUUCAACGGCCGCGGCUGUUCAAACAACUGCACCAAGUACUGAAAGCAUGGGAACUGCAACUGUGGCGAAGCCGCAGUGGAAGGCUGCAAUUGACUUCAAGUGGAUAAGGGAUAACAGAGAGGCCGUUGCUGAGAACAUUAGGAAGAGGAACUCCAAAGCCAGCUUGGAGCUUGUGCUCGAGCUGUACGAGAAAAUGCUGGCUGUUCAAAAGGAAGUUGAAAAGCUUCGCGGGGAAAGGAAUGCAGUCGCAAACAAGAUGAAAGGAAAGCUAGAGCCAUCAGAACGUCAAAAGUUCAUAGAGGCAGGAAAGAAUUUGAAGGAAGCACUCACUAGUUUGGAAGAAGACCUUGUUAAGCUGAGCGAUGAGCUUCAGCAAGAAGCGCAAUCUAUACCUAACAUGACCCAUCCAGACGUUCCGAUUGGAGGCGAGGAUUCCUCAGCUGUUAGAAAAAUGGUUGGCAGUCCACGUGAGUUCAGCUUCCCGAUGAAGGACCACCUUCAACUUGGAAAAGAACUUGAUUUAUUUGAUUUUGAUGCCGCAGCAGAGGUUAGUGGAUCAAAGUUCUAUUAUCUGAAGAAUGAAGCAGUUUUGCUCGAAAUGGCCCUGGUCAAUUGGACCCUUUCCCAAGUGAUGCAAAAAGGAUUUACACCAUUGAUAACCCCAGAAAUUGUAAGGUCGUCUAUUGUUGAAAAGUGUGGCUUUCAGCCUCGUGGAGACAAUACCCAGGUAUACUCGAUUGAGGGUAGUGAUCAAUGCCUCAUUGGCACGGCAGAGAUUCCUGUGGGAGGAAUUCAUAUGGAUUCUAUACUUGCUGAAUCAGUGUUGCCUUUGAAGUAUGCUGCAUUUUCCCAUUGCUUCCGUACAGAGGCUGGUGCCGCUGGACUAGCAACAAGGGGUCUUUACCGAGUGCACCAAUUCAGCAAAGUGGAGAUGUUUGUUCUAUGUCGACCUGAAGAAAGUGAUGCAUAUCAUGAGGAACUCAUUAGGAUUGAAGAAGACUUCUUCUCUUCACUGGGUUUGCAUUAUAAAACUUUGGACAUGGCCUCUGAAGACUUAGGUGCGCCUGCUUACCGUAAAUUUGAUGUGGAGGCAUGGAUGCCUGGUUUAGGGCGGUAUGGUGAGAUCUCAAGUGCAUCAAAUUGUACUGACUACCAAAGUCGCCGGCUAGGGAUCCGAUACCGUCCUGCAGAAUUUGCAGCAUCCACAAAUCCUAAGAAGGGUGGUAAAAGCAACCUUGCUCCGACAAAGUUCGUACACACUUUGAAUGCUACUGCUUGUGCCAUCCCUCGUAUGAUAAUAUGUAUACUGGAAAACAAUCAACAAGAGGACGGGAGUGUCAUUAUCCCAGAGCCACUGCGGCCAUUCAUGGGUGGUAUGGAGCUUAUAUUGCCCAAGCACACUGGUUAGCUGACCGGGUAACGAUCUUAUCGCAGAAAUUCCGUGAGUCAUUUCGGUGAGAAAGAAUACAAGGCUUGAAAUGUGAACCGGCGUGGAGUUUGAUCCCUGGGGGCUUUAUGCUUUGCUGGAGGGAGCUACGGCUGAAGCUUUUGGUUUAAGCAGUUCUGAGUUUUUGCUCUGUGCGAGGCCAAUGGUUAAGUUUGC